Molecule: messenger RNA, 2145 nt
Organism: Synchiropus splendidus (mandarinfish)
Lineage: Eukaryota; Metazoa; Chordata; Actinopteri; Syngnathiformes; Callionymidae
Product: interleukin-15 receptor subunit alpha-like
Exons: 9
Coding region: 78-740 (220 amino acids)
Biological process (GO): interleukin-15-mediated signaling pathway
Cellular component (GO): plasma membrane
Molecular function (GO): interleukin-15 receptor activity
Source: RefSeq, a predicted model, not a curated record
GAAACUGACAGCGUUAUAGCCGAGAGAAUGGUGUGUGAGCUCUGCGUAUCACCCUCUUACCAUGGUUUGACAGUCAGAUGGAUCUGGGUUUUUUCUAUGGAUGUUUGGUGACGCUUUGUUUGCUGUCAGCUGCGCAGUGCUCACUCACCGAACGGUGUCCCUGUAAUGGUAUCCCAGAGUUCAAAGGAGACGGGAUCGGACAUCUGAUGGGACACUGUCACCAAGAACCAAAAAUGGAGUUACGCUACGCAUGCAAAGAUGGCUACAGGAGAAAGGCAGGGACUUCAAAUCUUCUUAAAUGUCAACUAUACGGAUGGAAAACUCCUAAUCUGAUAUGUAUUCCUGAUCCAAAGAGAAAUCCUGCAAAGACAACAUCAGAUCCAUCCACAACCACUCUAAAACCAUCUGUUGCCAUGACAACAAGCUCAUGUCGCAACAGAACAACGAGCCCUGCCAUUGGCCCGUCAGCAAGUAAGUAUGAUCCAUCCACGACCACUGUGAAGCCACCUAUUGCCAUGACAACGAGCUCUGGUCCUAAAAGAAUAACAAGACCACCCAUCGUCCCAACAGCAAGCAAGUCGUCGGGCAAAACAACCACAGUCAUCAGCUGCAGUACCAUAGUGAUUCUGAUUUUCGGUGGCGGGAUUUGCUUCGUGUGUUAUCGACGGAGGAGGAGGUGGAUACACAGCAACAUUCCCAGGGGAAGGGAAGAAGUCAUACCUAUGAAUCCCACUUCUUAGAAGACACUCCAAAGCUUCAUGUGGACCGAUUGAGCGCAGAUUCAUCUUUGGAACAAAGAGAAAAUAGCAUCUCUGAGUACCGUCCUCAAGUAUGGAGGAGUAACAACUCCUGUUUAGAAGACACUCCACAUCACAGUGGUUCACAGAGGGAUGACCAAAAUAGCCAUCAAACAUCUGCAUGGACCAGUUGGGUUUGAUGCCCAUCAUCCGUCUGUGAGGCAAUCUUGACAGUUGCUGACUCAGCAAACACACACGAGCAAUGUCUGCAAAGGAGAAUCAAUGUUCGCUGUCACAUCAAGUGUUACAGCCGAGUAUAUCUUUAAUGUGUUAUAGUCUAGCUCUCCAGUAUUUUGUUGACCCUUAGGUGGCAAGACAUUUGGUGAGCAGCUGUGUUGAGCAGAUACUCCGUCCUUUAACUUUGGUUACAUAGCUGACUUCAUUUGUGUAAUGUCACAUCAGAUGUUUAGUCACCAAGAUACUUAACCUGAGGCAAUCACUUCUUAGAGGCAGAGGUGCUGAUUCGCAUCCAAGCUGUGAACUGUUGCAGUGCUUUUUGGUGCCUUUGGACUCAUUUGUGUGAUGAAGAAUGAGAUGAAAGGUGAAUGUCUCAGUUAUCCAUGUUCCUUGUCUCAGCUGUGCUUUGCAUCAGAAGACAUGUACCAGUAUUUACUGUGGUACUACUGUAUGCUUUGAUUCUGAAUAUUGCCCAAGCUUGGUCUGCCAUGAUGAGCCUCUGAUGCUGGUGCAUACCAGUUAUAGCCAGUAGUGAUGGGCUGGUGAAGCUUCGUGAAACAAUGUCCUCAUUUUCAGAGCCCACCAGAUGGCGCUCUCUGCUCUAAAAUAUUUUGGAAAACCAUUUCAGUGAAACUUCACGUCAUUUUAUUAUUUAGGGCACCACCUUCUGAAAAUGUGGACAAGGUUUCAUGAUGCCCCAGUAGCCCAUCAAAAAUAGCCUGGUUUUGAUUUUUAUAUUUAUUAAAACACAAGUAUCCAGUACUAUUUCAUAUCUCAGACAGUAAGCAACUCAUGUAACAUAGUUGACAUCAAAUGCUUUUUCUCACUUUCGUCCAAUUAACAGCAGUGACUCACAAAGGACUUGUGUCUGGCAGAAGGUGCUUGUUCAAGUGAUCUUAAAUAAACACUACCAAAUGCAUGUCUACCUUCACGAUGAUGCAAAUCAAAGUUUGGAGGUAACCUGGUAAUUCUAGGAGUGUUCGCCAGCAUAACGUGAUUAGUAAGUUGUACACAAGUACUAGCAACCAACAUUUUGCACAGGUGUUAUCGGUGUGAAAAGGCGCAUGUGGCAUCACUUCUAGCAUUCAUGUUGUAAACAAAUAUAAAGCUGCUACUUAAACCCAUGUAUAUAGAGGUUCUAAAACUCACUGUGUGUUUCAUUUGAGAACAA